Topomyia yanbarensis is the source of this 534-nucleotide messenger RNA. RefSeq lists its product as uncharacterized. The record is from RefSeq and is a predicted model, not a curated record. Bases 1 to 534 code for a protein of 177 amino acids. NCBI's taxonomy places the organism in Eukaryota, Metazoa, Arthropoda, Insecta, Diptera, Culicidae. The transcript has a single exon.
AUGAUAAUCGGUGCAGAGUACUAUCUCGAUCUGUUAGUGGACGGAAAAAGGAAACUCUGCGAACAAGGACCUACGCUACAAAAUACUGUUUUCGGAUGGAUCGUUUCCGGUCGACUUACCGAUUCGACAUCUGCUUUGUCAACAGCAGCUGUAUAUCUGUGUUCGACUACAGCUCUCCAGGACCAAGUGACCAAAUUUUGGGAAUUGGAAUCCUGUCAAGUGAAAAGUACAUAUUCGAUCGAAGAAACACGGUGUGAGGAAAUCUUUGAACAAACGACUACAAGAGACGAUACAGGGCGUUUCGUAGUGACCCUGCCGAAAAAAGAUUAUGUCAUCCAAAAGCUGGGUGACUCUAAAGCUUCAGCACUUCGACGCUUCAUAAGUUUAGAGAGGCGGUUCGCAACGAAUCCUGAAAUGAAGACCUUGUACUGUGAGUUUAUUCGGGAGUACCAGUACAUGGGUCACAUGCGAAAGGUUGACGAUCAAGCCGUGGCACCCGGACCAGUUUAUUAUCUGCCACACCAUGCCGUAUAA